Salvelinus fontinalis (brook trout) is the source of this 6748-nucleotide messenger RNA. RefSeq names its product testis expressed 2, like (gene tex2l). Bases 551 to 3859 code for a protein of 1102 amino acids. Gene Ontology annotation, cellular component: endoplasmic reticulum. Gene Ontology annotation, molecular function: lipid binding. Lineage: Eukaryota; Metazoa; Chordata; Actinopteri; Salmoniformes; Salmonidae. The transcript has 12 exons. The record is from RefSeq and is a predicted model, not a curated record.
CGGCUGUGGUUUUUAUAAUCAGAUUGGUGAGAGGAGCUCUAGAGCUUCUGCUGAUGAUGCUGGGAGCGCGUGUCAUAUCUAGAACAAAGUCGGCAAGUGGGAGGUGUGCACGAGCGCAGCGCGUGGUGGAACUGGAGUCACACUAUAUUUUCUAUUAAAAGAUCAGUGGGCAGCGCACCUUUCUCUUUUUAAUAGACAGUCACUACACAUCACUGAACACGAACAACCGACAAUUAUUCUUACUGUGAUCCGUCGUGAAGAAUUAACAUUGUUGAUACAAGUGGGCGCAGCAAACCAGGCUUGUGAUGUGACAAGCGCGCACUGUGAGCAUUUCGCUGGACAUCUCUCUAGGUCGCAUCUGACAACCUUGACACACCGUUAUUUUGGAGAAUAAAACUAUCGAAUUGUAAAUCGUAUCAAGUUAAUCGUGGAGACUGGAGUUCGCUUCUCGAUGUGUCAGUGAUAAUUGAACAAUACAGGAGAAGUGGUGUGGUUUGUCCAUGCUGCAGCGAUAACCAGGUGCCUCGGGUCUACAAUGAUAAGACAAUAAAUGGCAGAGAUAGGAGAAAAUGUGGCAAGAGGAAGAGAAGGAGGAGAUGAUGGAGUGGGAGGUUUAAGGCCACCUCAUGACCCCCAGAGCCCUGCCCACUUUCCCUCUUCUGCUCCCCCAGUUAGGGCCCACCAGGUCGGGCUCAGGAGGGGCAUCGUGAUCCAGCUAACAGGCACCGAGGGUGAGUGGGACAGUCUGGAUGACGACGAGCUCAUCUUCCCCCUUGAACACAACGACUAUGAUGACCAGACUCCCUACAUCUCCCUCUCCAAGGAGAGACAGAACUCCAUGGAGGAGGAGAACCAACACUACCUGCACUCCCCAGCCUUCCACGUACCCCUCUCCCCCUCCUCACCUGGGUCCCUGGGGGACUGCUCCAACUCAGCCCCCAGCUUCCUCUCCCCCAGCCCAGCCACCCCCACCCACCGGCCACUGGCUAGCCUGGUGAAGUCCCUGUCCACGGAGCUGGAGCUCCCUCAUGGCUCAUCCCUCAGACCCAGGCCCUUCCUCAGCCUAGUCAAGUCCAUCUCUACUGAGAUCUCCCGCUCAGAGCCAGAAGUGUCGCAGUCCAAGUCUGACUCCCGCCUCAACCUGCACCUGCAGUGGAAGAACCUGACUCAGCCUAAGGGAAGGAGUGACGGAGACUCCCGUACCGCGCCACCCUCGCCCAUCGCUCUAUCCCCAUCCGAGGGCACCAAGGCGGGCUUCUUCAAGAUGGAGCUGGAGGACACGAAGCGGAAGUUCUCUGAGGCCAUGCAGGAGCCUAUGUUCAGUAAACCUAUCAGUAUUUUCAGUAAGAUCAUGGGGGACGAGAAGGAGAAUGCAGCAGCAGGCAGCCCCAAGCAUCAGAGAGCUACAGGGACUCACUCAGCUGGCUCCCCCAGCUCCAGAGGUGUCUAUGUGGGGAGGAUGGACAGCCCGGAGGUGGGCAUCACAGAGUCUCCGCUGCGGUGCGCCAAGAGAGCGGACGGUGACUCUCCGCCGGUGUUUGACUGGCCGUGCGUCAAACACCCAAAGAAGGGUCUGCCCACUAGAACAUGUUCUGUCCACGAUCACCACGGUAACAAACUCAACGACAAUUCAGAGGAACUGGAGAUCUGCACCUACGAUGAAGUCAUGCAGGUUGUGGCCAUCGAGAGUCAUCAUCACAGGCGCCCGCGGAGAUUGCCUGGUUCGCUGAUCCCCUCAGGACCCCAUCGUGUGGUUGUUCAACCCACCUCUCCACCUCCUCCACCACACAUGGUGUUGUUCUGUGUGGCUGUGUUGUCCUACGCCUACUUCAUCCUUCCCCUGGGCCCCUAUAUGUCAGGCCUGGCUCUGGGCAUGGCCUUUGGCUUCCUGCUGGGGCUGCUGCUCAUCAGGCUGGGCUCAACCAGACACACAGCUCAGCCACAUCCACACAGAGACGUUCAGGCCCUGACUGAGGUUGUCAAGCAGGCUGAUGCCCUUGGCAACGAAUCAGACGUCCUCAAGGGCUGGCUGAACGAGAUGUUUGAGUACGACCCGGAGACCUACCACCUGUCCCUGACCCACUCUGUGUUCGCCACCCUGGAGGGGCACUGCCUUCGCCUGGACUACCCCAGGAACAACAUCAGCCGCAGAGCCACCUACGAUGAAAAGCCUCCCGAGGCUGUGGUUGUCAGCUCACGCUGCUUCCAGCUACGACACAGCAAGGUGUUCCUGCUGCCCUCUGAGCUAGCCCGUAAGAGGCUAUGGAACCUGAAGUACCCUAUCUGCAUUGAGCUGGCAGAGGGAGAGGGGGUCAUGGAGGAGGAGAGGGGUACAGUGGAGACCCCAAGAGAGGAGCAGGGGGGAGACCCCCAACUCCAAACACGACCCACCUCCAACCCCAAACCAGCAGCCAACCUCCCUACAACCCUAUACCUCUUUGGACGGACAGGAAGAGAGAAGGAGGAGUGGUUUCAUCACUUCCUGUCCGCGUCCAUGGUAAUGGAGCAGGAGAAGGAGAAUGAGAGGCCUGGCAGAUGUGUGUCCAGAUCAGAUGUGCCGGUAGUGCGAGGGGUGAGCCCCUCAAGACGGUCCCAGGACAGCAGAGGUUCCAGCAGGAUUGGGAGCACUGAAGAGGACCUCCCCGUUCCCCCUUCUGCCCCCUCGAUCCAACCAUCCAGGGUGGGCUCUCCGCUGCUGGACUACCCCACCUACAUGGCUCGUUUCCUGCCCUCAGAGCAGCCCAGCCCCCUGCCCAGUCCACCCCUCAACAGCACAGAGACAAGCCCCACCAACAAAGUGAGGUGCACCUGUGAUUUCCCAGAGUUCCCGGGGGAGGGACACACUGACUGGGUCAAUGCACUGAUUGGUCGAAUAUUCUGGGACUUCCUGCGCGAGAAAUAUUGGGUGGACAUUGUCUCCAGAAAGAUCCAGAAAAAGUUGAGCAAAAUCAGACUGCCUUACUUCAUGAAUGAGCUGACUCUGACUGAACUGGACAUGGGCUCCUGUCUGCCCCAAAUCACCAGUGCGUCCAGACCUGUGGUCAACAGCAGAGGCUUGUGGCUGGAGCUGGAGGUGGUAUACACUGGGGCCCUGCAGAUGACCCUGGAGACCAAGAUCAACCUGUCCAAACUGGGCAAGGAGGGCAAGGAGGGCAAGGAGGGAAGCCUGGACACUGACAGCCUCACUGAUACUGGCAGCCUAGGGUCCAGACCCAUCCUCAGUGUUCUGGCUGACAGUGAUGAAGAGUCCUCCAGCGCCGGCUCUUCAGAUGAGGAGGAAGUACUGCUCUCAGAGCACCAAAGCAUUGUGGGAGAAAAGGGGACUCUACCUGGUGCUGAAGGGAUUGCUGCUGGUGGUGGGAGGACAGGCAGGCGGAUUUUGAGAUUUGUAGACAAAAUUGCUAAGUCUAAGUACUUCCAGAAGGCGACAGAGAAUGAGUACAUCAAAAAGAAGAUUGAGGAGAUGUCCAACACGCCCCUGCUGCUGGCAGUGGAGGUUCAGGAGCUUUCUGGAACACUGGCUGUCAACAUCCCUCCUCCCCCUACUGAUAGAAUAUGGUACAGUUUCUGUGUGCCUCCCAAGCUGGACCUGCGUGUCAGACCCAAGUUGGGGGAGAGGGAGGUCACCUUCUGUCACGUGACCGAGUGGAUCGAGAAGAAGCUGCAGGAUGAGUUUGAGAAAGUAUUUGUGCUGCCCAACAUGGACGAUAUCUACCUGCCUCUGAUGCAUUCUGGGAUGGACAGUCCUCCAGCUGGGCUGCUGGAGGAGUGUCCAGCCCAGUCGUCACACUCACAACACUCCUCCAUGGAGUCCAUCGAGAGGAUCUCCCAGGACAAUACUGCUGCAGACUUGGACUAGUUCCUCUCUGUGGCCCAAUGACAUUAAGACACCCCUGAAAUUCUCAAAGCACAUCAAGUACACUGAACAAAAAUAUAAACGCAACAUGUAAAGUGUUGGUCCCAUGUUUCAUGAGCUGAAUAAAGUAGAAUUUCUGUCUGUAAUAAAGCCCUUUUGGGGGGAAAAACUCAUUCUGAUUGGCUGGGCCUGGCUGCCCACCAAGUGAAAUCCAUAGAUUAGGAACAAAUGUAUUUAUUUAAAUUGUCUGAUUUCCUUAUGUGAAAUGUAACUCAGCAACAUUUUUGAAAUUGUUGCAUGUUGCGUUUUUUUUGUUCAGUAUAGAUGUGCCACCAAAUGUAGUGAGAUACUGUAUAUUACAGAACUUCAACCGACUUUAAGUGAUACCUUUGGUCAAUGUUUACAUGUGAGCAACAGUAAAGAGAUGUGUGUUUGUGUGUUGAUUUCAUUUUUUACAGUUCAAUGUCCUUUUGAUUAGACAGUCCAUAUUUAAUACGUGAAAGAUGAAAACGAUCGUUGAGUAAAACCAAGACAUAUAGAAAUGUUUUUAUGUCAUGUUUUUAAUCAUUCAAGAUUUGGAUUUGCCAAAAUACAAUAAUCAACCUAAUAGAAACAUUAUGAAAGUAAAAAAAUCCAUCAGAAUACAUCUGCAGUCUGUACAAAAUACACCAAAAUGAAAUUAAAAGUUUAAUUAAAAUACAAACCUCUUUCAUUUUCAUAGUUCCACAUAAUCAUUAUUUUAUAUAAAAACCCUUAUGUCAUUUAAAACGUCAUUAAUCGUUUGUAAAAUACAAAAAUAAACCCUGUUCCCAUCUUAGGAGCUGCUGCUUGUGCUGCUCCCCCCUUUAGUCUCCCCCCUCUCCAUAUCCCUCAUACACUUCUCCUUCCCCUUCUCCCUCUCCAUAUUCCUCUCCCUCACCCUCCUGUACCCCCUCUGCCUCUCCCAUGACCUCUAGACUCACAGAUUCCCCCUCUCCCUCUCCAUAUUCCUCUCCCUCACCCCCCUGUCCCCCCUCUGCCUGUCCCAUGACCUCUAGACUCACAGAUUCCCCCUCUCCAUAUUCCUCUCCCUCACCCUCCUGUCCCCCCUCUGCCUCUCCCAUGACCUCUAGACUCACAGAUUCCCCCUCUCCCUCUCCAUAUUCCUCUCCCUCACCCUCCUGUCCCUCCUCUGCCUCUCCCAUGACCUCUAGACUCACAGAUUCCCCCUCUCCCUCUCCAUAUUCCUCUCCCUCACCCUCCUGUCCCUCCUCUGCCUCUCCCAUGACCUCUAGACUCACAGAUUCCCCCUCUCCCUCUCCAUAUUCCUCUCCCUCACCCUCCUGUCCCUCCUCUGCCUCUCCCAUGACCUCUAGACUCACAGAUUCCCCCUCUCCCUCUCCAUAUGCCUCUCCCUCACCCUCCUGUCCCUCCUCUGCCUCUCCCAUGACCUCUAGAUUCACAGAUUCCCCCCCUCCAUAUUCCUCUCCCUCACCCACCUGUCCCUCCUCUGCCUCUCCCAUGACCUCUAGACUCUCACAGAUGAGUGCCACCUGCCUCCUGACUUGUGUCAUGGUGGUCUGCAUUCUCCUCAUCUUCCUUCGGGGGGCACUAGCGAUGGCUCUGUGGUUCUGCCUCUGGUACUCCACCUGCUGCUUCAGCCGCCUGGGGUAACCAUAAUCAUCAUCAAAGAGGAUUCAUCCAUUUACACCAAGAUCAUUUGUAUAUUGUCAAGGGGAAAUUCUAGCCUGGAAUCCAAACUGAAAAUCCUUCCUUUUCAGUGAUAUUCCAUUUGAAUUGACAGGAAAACUCACCUCAUCUACCACAAAAGAAGGAAAGUGAGGAAAGCUUCUAAAUGUAAGAUACAAAUGCCAUGUCUAUUCUGGCCCACCUCAUCCACCCAUUCCCAGUGUUUUAACGCCCACCCACCUGAAGCAGUUGUGUUGGGUCUGGGUGGCCUGUGUGAGCAGAGCACCACAGCCCAUGGGGCAGAGCCGGCUCCAGGGCUGACCGGUGCACCAAGGAACUCCUCAGACAGAGGGAAGGUGGCCGAGCAGCAAUCAUUGUUACACUGCAUGGGAGAGUGAGAAGGGGAGAGAGGAGAGGAAGUGGAAGACUGUGGGAAAGUGCAAGUCAAAGAUUGUGGUCAGUUGUUUACAAGAUUUAGGGAUAGUUCUACAUUUUUUGUACUUUUGGCUCUAUAUUUGACACAUUUGGAUUUAAAGUGCAGACUGUCAGCUCUAAUUUGAGGGUCUUUUCAUCCAUAUUGGGUGAACCGUUUAUAAAUUACAAAUUACCUUUAGGGGAGCAAAAGUAUUGGGCCAAAUGCACUUAUAUUUUUAUUAAAGUUAAGUAUUUGGUCCCAUAUUCAUAGCAUGCAAUGACUACAUCAAGCUCGUGACUACAAAUUUAUUGGAUGAAUUUUCUGUUUGUUUUGGUUGUGCUUCAGAUUAUUUUUUAGAAUGAAUGGUAAAUAAUGUAUUGUGUCAUUUCGGAGUCACUUUUAUUGUAAAUAAGAAUAUAAUAUGCUUCUGAACACUUCUACAUGAAUGUGGAUGCUACCAUGAUUACGGAUAAUCCUAAAUUAAGCGUGAAUAAUGAGUGAGAGUGAGAUGAGUGAGAAAGUUACAGAGGCACUAAUAUCAUACCCCAAUUGGUAACUUUCUCACUCAUGAAUAAUCACAAUUUCCUCCCCUAAAAUUGUGGCGAACAUGUACGAACAAUUGCUUCAAAUUAAAGCUGACAGUCUGCACUUCAACCUCAUAGUCAUUGUUUAAUUUCAAAUCCAAACUUUUGGAGUUUAAUAAAAAAUGCUUCACUGCCUCAAUAAUUAAGGAGGGCACUGUAUAUGCACACAGUACAAAUAUUUUUUGAAGUGAUCGGGAUUGCACAAUAAAGUUGGGGACUUAUUUC